Drosophila innubila is the source of this 1967-nucleotide messenger RNA. RefSeq names its product protein SMG9. Lineage: Eukaryota; Metazoa; Arthropoda; Insecta; Diptera; Drosophilidae. Gene Ontology annotation, biological process: nuclear-transcribed mRNA catabolic process, nonsense-mediated decay. Bases 89 to 1504 code for a protein of 471 amino acids. The transcript has 2 exons. The record is from RefSeq and is a predicted model, not a curated record.
CAGCUGAUUUGGCUGCAGUUGGUCCAAAAUUGCUGCUGCACUGCAUCCGUUUUAACUACUACUACAAGGAUUCAAGUGGUGCCAGCGAAUGUCAGAGAACCGUCGACGCUUCCGCAAUAAAAAGCGGGACGAUGCACGUCAGGGAGCAGCACCGUCGAUUCCCGUGACGAUUGCACGUCGCGAGGAUGCACGCAGCACGGUUGUGCAACCCAAGAUACUGUUGAAAAAGGAGGCAGAGUGCCAUACAGCCAGUGGCAGCAGCGGCAGCAACAACGAGAUUCUCACCUCCAUCAAGACGAUCAUCAUCAAUCGCAGCGAUGCACGCGGCAGCAGCGAACGUGCUAGCGGUGGCAACAACAACAACAACAUUACAAGCGGCCCGUCCAACACAACGACAACAUCCACGUCUGGUUCCUCCUCCGUGUGUGCUGCUUUAGCGGGCAGCAGUUACACACCAUCCCCGGUGAACAAAGAGAAAACCAAUGGCACAACUGCAGCUGCUCCUCCUACAGCUGCUGCUGCUUCUGUGCCGGAUUUACAGCUGCCGCCGCGCAUGACACGUCCCACCUCGCUGCUCAUCUCGAACGGCGUCUACAAUACAAAUGCUCGCAAACUGUUCCACAAAACCAACACAGACUUUACGGUUAUUGGUGUUUUUGGAGCCCAAUCUGUGGGCAAAUCGACGCUGCUCAAUCUCUUAACCGUGGAGCGGGAUAGCGACUAUGAUUACUAUCAGCAUUUGUUCUCAACGGAUGCGGAUGAUUGCAUAUUUCCCAUAAGACAUCGUGGCAAGCAACAACAACAGAACUCAAAGCGAGCACGUACAGAAUCCUUGCAAUUCUUCAUCACCCGCGAGCGUUAUGUGCUGCUGGAUGCAGCAUCCGUAUCCAGCAAGGAAACGGAUCAUCUUGAACUGCAAACAAUGUCUACAAUGAUGCAGCUGCUCAGCGUUUGUCAUGUGCUGCUGCUGGCUUUGGAUGAGCUGAGUUUGGAGCAAUUGCGUCUAUUAAAUGCUGCACUGCGUCUGCGACCGCGUGCUCCAUUCAAAGGCUAUGUGGAUGGCUAUCUGCCCCAGCUGAUGUUUGUGCGCACACGUGCCCAGCGUCAACACUUUGAUGCCAAGUGGCGGGUGGACUUUGACAAGCAGCUGGAGCUGCUCUUUAAUGACACUGGACUGUCCAUGCAUCGUGGACGUGGCGAUGCACGUGUUGUCAACAGUUUUCUGCUGCCCGAGGUGCAGCGUAAUGGUGCAACUGCCCAUCAUGCCAGUCUCUUUGAGUUGGUGCGCCAAUUCCGGGAACGUGUGCUCACCAUGGUUCGCCAUCCCAUCUGCCAUUGCAAUGACUUUACGGAGCUGCUCUGGUUCGAGCUGCUCACGGAAACCACACGCAAAUGCAAUGCGAGCAGUCAACACUUUGAGAAGAUUCUGGUCGAGAUCAAGCAGCGUCAUGUGGAGUCGCGUUCCAAGUGGCGCAACGAUGCCAACUGGCGCAACGAAUCCUGAGAUACCAGAUGACGUUACAAAUCCAUAUUUAUACAUAUAGAGAUAGAUAUAGUUAACUAAAGUUAGAGAUUAUAUUCGUAUCUUUUGUAAAAGCAUAUGCUGCAUUGUUAUUCAUGGAGGAGCAGCUGUUUUCCAGUUUAAAUAUAGAAAAAUUGCUGUUAAAGGAGCAACAUAUUGCUAAAAGAAUCCACUGACAACAGAUUCAUUGAGGGAUUAGCUUAGCAGAAGGCAUUUAUUCUUAAAAAAAAUAUGUAAAUAAAUAUGUGUCCUGGGAAAGUAAGGAUGCAUUUGCAAGUGCUGUCAAAGAUUUCGACUACGCUUAGAUUAUAGUUUAGGAUUUUAUUAAAUUAAAAUCAGAAUGCAGGCAUAUUGCUGUGUGAAGAGGGAUUCUCUCAGAGAUUUUUUUCAGAAAUUAACUUGAUGAAAUAAAUAAAUUCUUAAGCUGAGCUAAUUUUCCACUCUU